AUGGCUUCGGGGCCGGGUCCGCAGGUGGACAUCAUGAACGACCCCGCCUAUAAUGCGUCUUCGGCUUCCGGUUCGAACGACAAUGGCGAGCCGGACCACUGUCGUAUAUGUCGCUCCGAGGGAUCGAGGGAGGAGCCUCUGUUUCACCCCUGCAAGUGCAGCGGUUCCAUUAAAUUCGUUCACCAGGACUGGUAUGCCAUUUUGCCCCUUACGAAAUCGCGGCCCUGCGCGAACCCAUUCCCUUUGGUCCUGGUAGAUUGCAAACUGACUUUCUCCUUGUGUUCAGCUUGCUGGAAUGGUUGCAGCAUUCUCAGAAGAAGCAUUGCGAGCUCUGCAAGACUCCUUUCCAUUUUACGAAGCUUUACGACCCUCAUAUGCCCGCUACCAUUCCAACGCCAUUGUUCCUGAAAAAAUUGUCCAAUCAUCUGCUCAGAAAUCUUCUUUUGUGGGCAAGAGCACUGUUGGUUGGCUGUGUCUGGCUGGGCGGAUUACCAUAUUGUGUUAGAUGGAUGUGGAGAAUGUGGUUCUGGUUGAGCGAUGGCGGAUGGUGGACGGAUCAAGCGCAUAAUCGUACAAGGACGGCUUCGCCAACCACAACGGCCCUGGCGGAUUUGCCCGGGACGCCUACAACGACAUCGAGCGCGGUUAUGAGCUCGACGAGUUCGGCUUUUGGUAGUGGCCUCGUGGGUUUUCUAAGAUCUACUUUGCUGUCCGGGCCGGCAGCGGGUCCGGUCGAUGGAGGCAAGGUAACGGCCAACGCCGCCACUGCCGUUAAUGCUACUGUUUCCAAUGCAACCACCUCUAUUGGGGUUCGGCUCGGAGGACUCUUUAUCGAUCCGAGUCUGUUCCACAACUUUACUCGGUAUCCUGCUGUAAACGGAGUCAUCGUGGAUAUCUUUGAGGGCCAGCUAUUGACGGCACUGAUUGUCAUAUCAUUCAUUCUGAUUUUUUUGAUUCGUGAAUGGGUCGUCCAGCAGCAACCUGCUUUGGCGGGCGCUGUAGCGCUGCCGCAGUUGGAUGAGCUUCAGGCGCCUCAGGCUGAGAAUGCUCAAUUGCCUGAGAUUAACCCGCCGCCACAGGAUCGCCUUCCGCAUGAGCAUGAAUUAGCUCGCGCGCUUGGCCAAUUUAGAGACGAGUUGGUUCUACCAGGCCCGGCCGGCAGGGAGCCCGUACCUCACAGAGUUAUUGCCAACCCAAGGAGACGGAGACCCUUCCCUGAGGCUGUGACCGCAGCUAACCCAGAAGCGGAUCCCUCGGGACCGAAUACGGACAUCCGCACCAUCCAGAAGUAUGGUCAAGGUUAUCUUUUUAAUGACGGAGGCUCUGAGCCAGCUUCUGUCGGGCUGGGGGCCAUGGGCGAGAGCUCUGACCAACCUGCAAGGCGCCCUCAGGUUAACCGUAGAGCGAUGUCGCAGCCUGCAGAGAUUCGAAGAGCAGUGGAGGAGAGGUCCGAGGUUUCUGAUGGCAGUUCCCGAGGCCCUAGCGCAUUUACAAAAUACGAAUUUGACUUUUCAUUUGGCCGCCGCGAUCAAACCCCGUCUCCCGUGUACACCCCUGAGAGUGGCGACUCCAGCGGAAGUCGAACCCCGGCGAGAUUCGGCAGAGCGCCAUCACCUGUCGGUUUCAAUAGAGCCAUUGUUGAUACCCAGGCUCCCCUAGGUAGGGAAAGGUCUUUGUACAACUUCUCCGGUAGUGGGUCGCCCAACAUGGCUGCCGUCGGCGAGGGUCCAAGCUCGGACGCCGCGGAGGGUCAAAUUAACAAAGGAAAACAGCCCGAUUUACUUUUCCAGCCUUAUGAGAAUUCAAUUGAUAAUGAGGAUCAGUGGGAAGAUGAGGAAGAGGAAGACGACAUGACCGAUUCUAAAGGAAAAGGGAAAGAGAUCGAAGCACCAUCUGCCCAUGUGCCUGCGGCGGGCUCUUUUGGGCUUGUAAUGAUAGGCCGCCGCAACUCUGGGUUCGGGACAGAGUCGGACCCUAUCAGGGUUAGGGCUCCAACACCUGCAGCCGCUCGAUACUCGCCGCCGUCGAUAUCCUCCCCUUCUGUUGCGACGACUAGCGAUCCUGUACUGGAUCCUCCCAGCUUCACCACCCAUACAGGCGAUGAGUCGGCUCGUAUUGGGGAGGGUAUCUACCGGGAUCGUGUUGAGGCGGAAGGCAUGCCAAAUACAGAUGUUCGGAGCGCGGAGCCAAUUACGGCUGGGUCACUUGAAGCGCAAGAUCUUGAGGUUGGGGCUAUCCGGGAGCCUCGGGUGCCUAUGCAAGAACCUAUCCCACAUCAGCCAGCUCAACUGUUUGGCUGGUGGAACAGGGCCCCUGAUGAAGGCAAUGCACAGGAAGUUGCACAAGCUAUAGAAGGGGAUGACACUGGGACCGAGGAUGGCGCUGAUGAUGGCACUGAUGGUGAGGAUAAUGGGGCAAACGAGGUUGCUGAUGGGCCUGCUAUUGAAUUGCCUGAGAUUCCCGCGGAUGCUCCGCAAGCGAUAGCCGACGAAGAUGCUGCUGAUGAUUUUGAUGGCAUCAUGGAACUGAUUGGGAUGCGAGGGCCGUUUGCUGGAUUGCUCCAGAACGCAGCCAUUAGCAUUGUGUUGAUAACUACUACUGUAGCGCUUGGUGUUGCCUUCCCGUAUGUCAUGGGAAAGAUCGUUAUGAUAAUUCUGGUAUGGGACUUGCUCCGUGAUCAAGAUCAAUAUUGACUUUCUAACAAUACCUAUCAGGCAAACCCUAUCUUAUUCCUCGUCAAGGUUCCCGCAACCAUAGUUUCAUUCGUCGCAGGAUUUGCCGUCGAAUUUUCGACAUGUCUUCUCUUUUCGCUCCUCUUGGUUGUGGAGCAGGUCAUGCGCUUCCUGUUUAGGCCGAUUGAACGUGUUGUCCCUGCGUUCUCGGGGGUUUCUUCUAGCUUGUUCCUAUCCGACAUCCUCAAACGGUUAGCCCUAGACGGUCAGGGCAGGGUGACACAGAAAAUGGCUAAUCUCAAGUCGAUUUAUAUGGAUUUGAGAGCGUUCCCGUCAACCGGUGCCCCACCGGUGUCUACCCUAACCCGGCAGGGAUGGUUGAGAGCCUCACUUGGAGCGACUUGGGCAAUGGAGAAAUUAGGAUUUGGAACCAAUUGGACGCACCCACCCUCGUUUCUCCAAGACGAAGGCGCUAACAGUUCAACACCGGUUGCAUUCUUCAAUUCUAGCUUUACCAAGGUUAUUGCCGCUCUGUUCCGAACUCCACAAAAUGCAACAAGCACUACUGCCCAGGGUAUUUCUCCCGAAAGUCUUUCGCUGCUAGAUCCUGUCAACAUUUGGAGCGUAUGGGAUCGGGUCACUGCGGUAUUUAUUGGGUAUGCGUUGUUCACGAUCGUUGGAAUGCUCUACCUUCAAAAUGCGAGGAAGAGGGACCUUGCUGUAAAUGGUAGAGUGCUGGAAAAGAUUGCUGUUGAGUUGCUGUCACAGGCUGGGGGAGUGAUGAAGGUUGUGCUGAUUAUAGGAAUCGAGAUGCUUGUAUUUCCUCUUUACUGCGGGCUGCUGCUUGGUGAGUCUAUAUUCUUGUGACUCCUUCUGCAGAGGCUAACACUUUCUUUUUUUCUCGGUUUUUUUUUUCAGAUUUCGCGCUCUUGCCUUUGUUCGAGGAAGCCACGAUCCUCUCGCGGGUUCAAUUUUUUGCCGACUUUCCAUUGACAAGCGUGUUCGUGCAUUGGUUUGUUGGCACAUGUUAUAUGUUCCAUUUCGCUCUCUUCGUAUCAAUGUGCCGGAAGAUUAUGAGAUCGGGUGUGCUCUGUGAGUUGGAAACACCUAUCCUUUGGCGAGGUAUCACUAACAUUGCGAAAGACUUUAUCAGAGAUCCCGAUGACCCAAAUUUUCACCCGGUAAAGGACGUACUCGAUAGGCCUGUCGUGAUGCAACUGCGAAAGAUAGGGUUCAGUGCGCUCAUUUAUGGCGUUCUGGUGAUUGUUUGCUUGGGUGGGGUGGUCUGGUCUUUAUAUCUGGUCACUGAAUCUGUGCUCCCCAUCCACUGGUCGUCCAAUGAACCCGUACUCGAGUUUCCCGUGGAUUUGUUGUUCUACAAUUUCUUUAUGCCUAUCGCUGUCCAGUUUGUCAAGCCGUCUGAUGGGCUACAGAAGAUGUACGGAUGGUGGUUUAGGAGGUGUGCCCGCUUCCUGAGGUUGACCAGCUUCAUGUUUGGGGACAGGAUGGCAGAUGAGGAAGGGCACCAUGUUCGGCAAGGCUGGGCUGCUCGGCUGUUGCGCAAAAAAGGAGACGUCAACCACCCGGUAAUCGGAGCAGAUGCCCCGAAUGAAACUGGGGGAGCCGGUGUGGAGGCUUAUUUUCGAAGAGACGGGAGAUAUGUUAGAGCGCCAGCAUCGGAUUCUGUGCGUAGGCCCAAAGGGGGAAGGGUUUUCGUUCCUGUCACCGAGGAUAAUGUUCUGCUUGAUGAACAAGAUGCUCCCGUCGAUCACGGAAACAUUCCCAAUCCUGAUUUCAAGCUUGUCUAUCUUCCGCCUUGGUUCAAGACACGAAUUGGGCUCCUCGUCUUGGGUAUUUGGGGGUUUGCUGCUUUUACAGGCAUCGGAGUGACCAUCGGCCCGCUACUUCUUGGAAGGACCGUACUGAAGCAAUUAGUGCCUCCGAAUAUUAAGCUGAAUGACAUUUACGCUUUCAGUGUCGGGAUCUACAUUAUUGGAGCUUUCGUCUACGCUGGGGCGAAAUGGAAAUUGGCGAGGAGUUUGAUCAGAAGAGGAAUACGUACUGUGCGGGAAAGCGAGAGUCUCUGGCGGGCGAUGAGCAAGUGGCUUGUCCGUGUUGCUAAAAUCUCAUACGUCCUCACAGCAUUCGGCAUUGUACUCCCUACGUUAUUGGCACUGAUGAUAGAGUUCUAUGUCAUCAUCCCCAUUCACACGUACUUCUCUAACGAUGACCAACACGUGAUCCACUUUAUCCAAGACUGGACGCUUGGGGUUCUCUAUAUUAAGAUGAUGGGACGGAUGCUCUUGGUCAAUAGAGAUAGCGCCUGGGCACGAUCUUUGCAGGGUGUGGUCGCGCGCGGUUAUCUAGACCCGGACGUCAAGCUUGCAACCAAGCAUUUUAUCGCUCCUGCCGGUGGCUUUAUGCUCGUAGCGUUACUGCUCCCUCUCGGCCUGGGCUCCAUUGCAGCCAACACUUUUCGUGAGCUCCCCUUACAUCUUCCCUCUUCCUAUUAUGACUCCGUACUAACGAGCCAAUAGUCAAAAACGCCCCCGCUGAGAAGAUUAGCCAAAUAUACCGCUACAGUUACCCUGCGGUCUUUGCAAUGUUCUUUCUCAUCGGGUUAGGUUAUCUUUGGAAAAUCCUGGUGGACUCCUGGAAGCAGAGCAUCAUAGACGAGGUCUACCUUACUGGGGAACAGCUUCACAAUCAUGGAGAAGACGCCCCGCCCAGAGCUGGUGAAGCGCCUACCGCCAUCACUACGGCCAUUGUCACGGCCCCGCGGGAAUGAUAGACGUAUAGAGUGGAUGGAUAGAUCUGGUUAUUUGCUUGGUUCUUUAAUAACUGUACCGCCUAGUUUUUCUCGGCUUGAAAUGGGGUGAAAUUAACUAUCCAUUUCUUGUUCUUUGUUAUUCCCUUUUUUCCCCUUCUCUUUCUAAGACGGAAAUUGUAGAUAGUUCUAGUAGGGGUUCCGGCGUUUCUCUUAUUUUGCCUUUUAGCCAUUUUACUUAGGUUUCCUUCAGACUGGUCAAUUGCGCGUUUAAUGAGUGUUUGUAGGCUGGCGGUGUGUAGGGCCGGUUGUGUACUUGAGGGUAAUACAAGCGGAUUAGGUGGGGGGUUAUCAUAGUGGAUCUGACUUU
Molecule: messenger RNA, 5809 nt
Organism: Tuber aestivum (summer truffle)
Lineage: Eukaryota; Fungi; Ascomycota; Pezizomycetes; Pezizales; Tuberaceae
Source: the annotation of a GenBank genome assembly